GUUCUGUUCCCACAGUCAUUAUGCUCGGUAUUCUAUUGAACAGUCGCAUAAAGAAGCGGUUACCGAAAGCCUCAUACAGUCACAACUACCGAGAUGAGUUCUUUCUCUUAGAAGAGGAAUAUUGUGCAAGCAGGAUGACAGGUCGUCGACGGUAUAUUCACACAUCUCUGAGGAAUCUGAGCAUGUUCCGUGUGCUGUAGAGUGAGAGGAGCAUGAUUACAAGAGAAAUGUGACACUACCGCGCUCCCUCCGCUUCACUUGGGAAUGGAUUAAUGUGAAAGACUUAAUCCUUCCUAAAGGUUACAUCUUGUCAGGGUGGGAAUGCAAAACGGUGGCUGGUAAAGAGCACCCUGCCUCUCAGAUAUGCCCAGGCGGGGGCUUCCUCUGCAGGGGCGGGCGCGCUGGCUUGUCCUGGGGAUAUUUUUGCUUUUGGUACUGCUGCUGUUUGCUUACCUGCUGGAGUGCACGCCGCCUGCGGAUGUAAGCCAGGUGCUGCCUGGCCUGGGAGGAGAUCCGUAUGGAAAGGAGUAUUACCAGACCCUCCUGCAGGAGCAGGAAGAGCGGCAUAUCAGCCGAGCGGCCAGCCUCAAGAGACAGAUUGCGCAGCUCAAACAAGAACUCCAAGAGAUGAGUGAGAAACUGAGGGUACUUCAAGAAAAAAAGGAGGGUCCCGGACCGCAGAGCCUGAUCGAUGGCAGAGAUCAAGAGCCUGGUGACCUCUUGGAGUACUUGCACUCACAAAUCGACAAGGCAGAGGUGAACACGGGAGCGAGGCUGCCGAGCGAGUAUGCACUGGUGCCCUUCGAGAGCUUCACCACCACAAAAGUGUACCAGCUGGAAAUGGGCCUGACGCGCCAUCCUGAGGAGAAGCCUGUGCGGAAGGACCGGAGGGAUGAGCUGGUAGAGGUGAUAGAAGCAGGUUUGGAUAUUAUUAAUAACCCAGAGGAAGAUGACGGACAGGAGGACAACAUCCCCAUGCAGAGGCAGACGUUCACUGAAAGCCACUUUUUUGAAGGACUCUACAGGACCGAGAGGGACAAAGGCACACUGUAUGAGCUCUACUUUGCUAAAGAGAAUUCCCAUGAGUACCGUCACGUCACCCUCUUUCGUCCGUUCGGGCCCCUGAUGAAAGUGAGGAGCACUUCUGUAGACACCGCCAGCACCGUCAUUAACAUCAUAGUGCCGCUGUCAGGCCGCACUGAAGCCUUUGUUCAGUUCUUGCACAACUUCAGGGAGGUUUGUAUACAGCAGGACAAGCGGGUGCAUCUCACAGUGGUGUAUUUUGGGCAGACGGGCUUGCAGGAGGUGAAGGCAUCUCUGAGGAAAAUGUCCAGUGAGGAAAACUUCAGUAACUACACUCUGAUCCCUGUGGAUGAGGAGUUUUCGCGUGGCCGUGGUCUGGACAUUGGAGCUCACACGUGGGAGAAGGGGGAUGACGUGUUGAUGUUCUUCUGUGAUGUUGACAUCUACUUCACACUGGAAUUUCUUAGCACCUGUCGUCUCAAUACAGCUCCAGGAAAACGAGUUUUCUACCCGGUGGUUUUCAGUUUGUACAAUCCAUCUAUAGUUUAUGGAAAUCUUGAGUUUCCGCCCCCCAUUGAGAAUCUGCUGAUUCAUAAAAAAGAUGCCGGAUUCUGGAGGGAUUUUGGAUUUGGCAUGACUUGUCAGUAUCGCUCUGACUUCCUCAGCAUUGGAGGAUUUGAUCUGGAAGUGAAAGGCUGGGGUGUAGAAGAUGUGCACUUGUACAGGAAGUAUCUACGGAGUGAUCAGAUUGUGAUCCGCACGCCUGUAUCAGGCCUCUUCCACCUGUGGCAUGAGAAGCUCUGCGCAGAUGAACUGACCCCAGAACAGUACCGCAUGUGCAUCCAGUCCAAGGCCAUGAAUGAGGCGUCACACUCUCACCUGGGCAUGCUGGUGUUCAGGGAGGAGAUCGAGACUCACCUUCGAAAGCAGGCCUACAAAACCCAGAGCAGACCAGCAGAAUGAAUUGACUACAGAAUCAACAAUACAGAGCACAACUUUGUUGACAUAGCAAUGAAGAAAUGGGUCAAACGGACAUUUUUGGUAUUAUAGGAACUAAGUCCACUCUAAAUAAUAAUCUAUGGAUUACUGAAGACCUUGACAGCAAAAAAAAAAAAAGACUUAAGUGUGGUGGAAGGAUGGUACUGAUAGGUACUACCUAAACUGUUUACAUCAUUGAGAAUUUAAUUUACGUUCUGGAAUAGUCUGCUUUAAUGCCAGUUAAAAUUUUAGGUGUUCUACACUAGGACUUAUUUACUACAUGUGAAUAAUGACCAGUCCCAUUAGGGAAAUGAGUUAAUGAAGAUGAGCGGAAAUGCAGAAAUUGUUAGGGCCUCAUUCAUGAAAGAGUUCGUACAAACUAUUCAUAAAUGUAUGUAAGUUGUCUUAAUGAAUUGAAUGCAACAGAUGCAGCAUGUCUUUGGAGUUUGUAAAUAAUUGACGGAGCCAUACAUUACAUUUUUGUAUUAUUUGUAUUGAAAAUGUAUGCGCUGUGACAAAAAGGGAGUUCCAUUGCUAAAAGGGGCAAUCAUCUACAGAUGGAUGUAGUUAAACUUGCCGUGCUGGAUUUAUUCUGUUGGCAAUGUCUGUGUUGGAACAGUAUUCAGAAAAGUCUUCCAUGUGUUUGAGAUGGCAUGGACCUGAUAUGCAUUUUGAUGCGUGUAUCAAACUUAUACUUUGCACCAUGUGUGAGAACACUGGUCAGUGCCGUAGCACUAACAGUCAGGGGUUUAUGAUAAAAUGCACUAAUAUUUCAAGACAUUGGCCUCUGCAACCACUUUGAAAUGAAUCUGUGGUAUAUAGUGAGUUGCUGCAAAAAAA
Molecule: messenger RNA, 2841 nt
Organism: Sinocyclocheilus grahami
Lineage: Eukaryota; Metazoa; Chordata; Actinopteri; Cypriniformes; Cyprinidae
Product: chondroitin sulfate N-acetylgalactosaminyltransferase 2-like
Exons: 8
Coding region: 364-1986 (540 amino acids)
Cellular component (GO): Golgi cisterna membrane
Molecular function (GO): glucuronosyl-N-acetylgalactosaminyl-proteoglycan 4-beta-N-acetylgalactosaminyltransferase activity
Source: RefSeq, a predicted model, not a curated record